AUGGCAGCGCUUCGUAUCUCUACAGCGACAUUGUCGCGUAAAGCAAUCACAGCGAGCCGACCCCGUCUCUACCUCGGAGUACGCGCUGGCCUACGCCCUCUUCAGCCAACCAGCUCCACAAGCAUUAACUCACGAUACUCCACGACCGCACCGUUACAAUCACUCGCGCCGAAGGUCGAGCGUGGUGGAUCAAAGCUAUUCAAAGAUGCCGAUGCUGCGGUCGCAGAUGUGAAGAGUGGCUCAACGAUUCUCAGUUCUGGAUUUGGGCUUUGCGGGGUUGCCGAAACAUUAAUCAAUGCCAUGCACCGUCGAGGUGUCGAUUCAUUACAUUCCUUGACAGCCGUAUCGAACAACGCCGGUUCCGCAGGCAAGGGCGGCCUUUCGACGCUAUCGCAGAAUGGCCAGUUAAAUCGCUUGAUUCUUUCUUAUUUGGGCAAUAAUAAGACUCUUGAGAAGAAUUACUUAACUGGUAAAAUUGCUAUCGAGCUUUGUCCGCAGGGGACUUUGGCUGAGAGGCUUCGUGCUGGUGGCGCUGGUAUUCCGGCAUUCUUCACGCCGACUGGUGUUCACACUUUCAUCCAGGAGGGUAAGAUCCCCGUGCGCAUGGAUGAAUCUGGUAAAGUCCUUGAAUCGGGCAAGCCGCGUGAGAGUCGGGAGUUCAAUGGCAAGACUUAUCUGAUGGAGACUGCCUUGACGGGCGAUGUGGCAAUUCUUCGGGCCUGGAAGGCGGAUGAGGCUGGUAACUGCGUGUUCAGAUACACGACCAAGGCAUUUGGUCCAAUCAUGGCCAAGGCAGCAACUCUCACCAUUGUCGAAGCCGAGAAUAUCGUUCCUGUCGGCUCUAUCGAUCCCAAUGAUGUCGAUUUACCCGGAAUCUUUGUGGAUCGUAUUGUGCCCGCAACAGACGAAAAGCAUAUUGAAAAUAAGAAGUUGCGCUCUGACGAGGCUAGUGCGACUGGGUCUGCUAGGGAUGCAGCGCAGAUUCAGAGGGAGCUUAUUGGUCGGAGGGCUGCUAAGGAGUUGAAACCUGGGUUCUACGUGAACCUUGGUGUUGGUAUUCCCACUUUGGCACCUUCUUUCUUACCGAAGGAUGUGAAGGUUUGGAUCCAGUCUGAGAAUGGUAUUCUGGGAAUGGGCGACUAUCCCACUGAACAGGAAGUGGAUGCGGAUAUCAUCAAUGCAGGAAAGGAGACCGUCACUCUCGUCCCUGGUGCUGCUACAUUCGACAGCACCGAGUCCUUUGGCAUGAUCCGAGGAGGCCAUGUUGACGUUUCUAUUCUUGGGGCUCUUCAAGUGAGCGCUAAUGGUGAUUUGGCAAACUACAUGAUCCCCGGAAAGGUAUUCAAGGGUAUGGGUGGAGCUAUGGACCUUAUCUCAAACCCAGACAAGACCAAGAUUGUGGUUGCCACUAGCCAUGUCGCUAAGGAUGGAUCACCCAAGAUUGUGCAGAAGUGUAGCUUGCCUCUGACUGGUGCUAAUGUUGUCAGCACUAUUAUAACAGACCUGUGUGUGUUCCAGGUUGACAGAGCUACCGGAAAGCUCACGCUGACGGAGCUCGCUCCCGGCGUUGAGGUUGAAGAGGUGCAGAGCAAGACGGACGCUGAGUUUGCGAUUGCUGACACGCUCGAGAUCAUGGAAUAG
Molecule: messenger RNA, 1641 nt
Organism: Penicillium nucicola
Lineage: Eukaryota; Fungi; Ascomycota; Eurotiomycetes; Eurotiales; Aspergillaceae
Product: 3-oxoacid CoA-transferase
Exons: 9
Coding region: 1-1641 (546 amino acids)
Biological process (GO): ketone body catabolic process
Molecular function (GO): succinyl-CoA:3-oxo-acid CoA-transferase activity
Source: RefSeq, a predicted model, not a curated record